This is a messenger RNA of Penicillium bovifimosum, 228 nucleotides long. RefSeq lists its product as uncharacterized. Bases 1 to 228 code for a protein of 75 amino acids. Lineage: Eukaryota; Fungi; Ascomycota; Eurotiomycetes; Eurotiales; Aspergillaceae. The transcript is spliced from 2 exons. The record is from RefSeq and is a predicted model, not a curated record.
AUGCCAGUGCGUCGCCAGCGAGAAGAUGUUUUCCCGAUCCCCCCUCAAACCCCAACUCCCCAACGACUUAACCUGACCCGCCGAGAAGUGUUCGGAAGCGAUGGCCGACAGAAACAAAAUGCGCAUCCUGGUGCCACGCUCGAAGGAGGACCCUCGUGCUGGGUUCAUGGUGAGUCACCGGCGCUCUCUCAGUCAAUGAAGGCCAAGAAGUUAAUUGUCAAUAACUAG